CGGCUAAGAGUGUCACUUUUAGUCACAAACCUCCCCAGAGGCCAAUGGGCAUUUUCGUCCUCAUCGCCAUCCUCGACAUCGCCAGCGACCUUCGAUUCCGACGACAAGCCUCCGCAGCUGCGCCCGUCUGGCGUCCCGGUGCCGCGUGCUGAGGGGAGCCGACAAUUGACAACAACAAGGAGACGCAAAGAGAGGGGGGCUUCGACACACACGACGAGAGAGGCUGGCCGGACAGCGACGCCCAACCAUAUCCCGGCAGUUCGCUGUGCCUUAUUUUUCGGGGCGCUGCUGCGACGCCACACAUUCCAGAGUCGGUGAGGCAGGCUCUCGAGUUCCCGACGCCGCCUGGCAGAUAUCGCAAUGGGUCGACGGGAUCAUGACGAGGAGCGGCCAAAGGUGCUCGAGUCGAUGAAGCGCCGCACCAGCUCGGGCACCAGCGCUGGCAGCCGGACCAGCCCUAGCGCAUUCCAUCGCCGAGUCAGCAACCAGAGCCAGAGCACUCGCAGCACCAGCAGCGCCACCAGACGAGACAGCCUCGCCGGGUCCGAGACGCCGCCGCCGCUGAUGCGGUCAAGUCCCAGCGUCGGGUCCUCCAGCUAUGCAUUUUCGGGGAGCAGCGUCCUGAGCCCCCUGCGAAGGGAGCUGGACGUCUCCCGCAGCCGCGAGGGCGACGUGCGGGCCGGCAAGCUGGAGCUGGCGAGACGCCUCAGCAUGCUGGCACAGCGUCUGACGUACGGCGACAGCAUGGAAGAGCUCAUGGCGCUGGACAGCCAGGUCAACCAGAUCGAGCAGGCCCUCGGCGGCGGCAUCAGCACAGGCAGCAUCUAUGGGAGCCCGCCGCUGUCGCGAAAGCCUCGCCCGCUGAAUCUGGAGACACCCGUGCGCAAGAACAGAAACAGCGACAUGGACAGCAGCGCCAUUUUCAGCUCACCGUCAUCUCUGUUCCGCAAUCGCUUUCCCGACCAAAUGUCACCCACGCCCUCGUCAUCCAUCAUGUAUCAUGAUCGCCAUGACGAGUCGGAGGAAGAAGAGGCCCCGCCACCGAAAAGCGGAAUGACGGCGGCGCAGUCCAACAAGAUCAUUGGAGAGUUGAUAAAGCUGAAUGAAGAGCUCGACACCGUGGUGACCAAUCUCACAGCCCGCCAGGAAGAGUCCGACCACAUUCAUAGGUUGUUGGUUGAACGGGCUGAGCGUGCUGCCCAACGUAUCAUUUUCCUGCAGAAUCGCAUUACUUAUUUGGAAGACGAACUGCAGGAAAACGACAACGAGCUAACAAAUCUCCGCGUCUGCCUCAAAGCUGUCGAGAUUCAGUUACCACCCCAUCCAGACAAAGAAUUACUGCGAUCCUUUUCCGUCUUCAAGGAAGGCUAUAGGGCCUAUAAGAGGAAGCGUGCCCUUCGUUCUGCUAGGGUUAGCAACCUGGGUUACGAUUCUUCAAUUGCCUCCUCUUCAUCAGCGAGGUGAACGCUGCCUAUAAUUCCACGAGUAUGACUAAAAAUAAGAUUGCCGCCGCCGCCAUCAAUCAGCGGCGCUCUCACGAUAUUCGAAGUCGUCUACCACCAGAGAAUUAUGGGAAGCGAUCCGACCAGGACUGACUUACGAUAAUGACGCAAGGCAACGGCGUUUUCUUUUGUUUGGAUGGAGCGAAAUGAUAAAACGGGCGAUGACGACUAUGCUUUUCUUUUUCCACGAUAUGAUUCACGAGACAUCGAUUUUACCAACCCUCCCCCCAGCCCUUGCUACGGCCUAUUUCAUUUUCGGUUGAUGCAUCUUUGUUUUUCUUGAGGAUUUGAGUGCAUCCCUAUCUCCUUUUCAUUAUGGGCUGGGGCAAAUUUUGGAACAUGACAGACUGAUUAUAUUUGCCCCCCUUUCUCUUUUCUGAACCUGC
Messenger RNA from Trichoderma asperellum CBS 433.97, 1888 nucleotides. RefSeq lists its product as uncharacterized. NCBI's taxonomy places the organism in Eukaryota, Fungi, Ascomycota, Sordariomycetes, Hypocreales, Hypocreaceae. The record is from RefSeq and is a predicted model, not a curated record.